AUGAAUGUGUGGAGAAGAUGUAUGACAUCACAAGUGAUGGGAAGUGAUGGAAGUGGUGGUGAAAGUGAUGCCAAUUGCAGUCACAAUAGGAAUGCAUUGCGAAUAAUAGAGUCGAUUGGUGUGAGAGAAGAGUUGUCUUCGGGAUGUGCUUUGAGUGAUAAAUAUGUGUCACAAAUAUAUUUGGAUUUUAUGACAAUUUGUCCCAAAUAUUACGCCAUCGAAGAUCUGAAGAUACGACGAUUGGUUAGAGUGUUGUCCACACUAUCCGACUCUCAUCUGAUCUCAAUCUUAAGAGUUUCUUCUGUCUACAAAAUGUGGUCUCAUUUGGACAAUGAAUUGACUCUUAGGCUGAAUAUGAAUGCAUCGAUUGAUAGCUGGAGACAAGAGUUGCCUCAAAAGCUAUUGAUUGCAAACCUCUUCUGUGAACUAAAUGUCGGCAAAUAUUGUGUUAACAGAAGACAAGGCGACCGCAUCCUGUCUUCGCAUGAAUGUAACGGUUCCACUCCUCUGACCACCAAUUGUCACUAUUUUACACGACUCUAUCGCACCGAUGGGUUUACACAACUUUCUAAUCGUCAGUUCGUUAGUACUGGUGGCCAAGCCUUUCAUCAAAACCGAUCGCUUUUGAUUAGGAUUGACAACAACUCUAUUAAGCACUGGUUUGUUGAUAACACGUCUCAUCUGUUGUUGCGGUGGUUUAGCCAAUUGUGGCGAUCGACGUUUCUGUUCCUCCAAUUUCUUCUUAUAUUCUUCAUCGACACCAACAGACGCUUCCAUCUCUCUGUUGGCCACAUUCUGUUGGCUCUCAACGGCGUUUGCAUUCCUCACAAUUGGCACUUCUUUCACUUAACACCUGUUUCGCCCGUUUUGUUCUCAUUUGUGCCGCUUUUAGAGCUUCUGCUCUUAGUUGCUGUUCUUCAGCGAACGCCUUUUGGGAUCUGUUGUCUUGUGAUGACUGAUUUGCUGGACAAGGCGAUUGAAAUGUUUGAGAGUUUUGUGGGCCUAACGACUGGAUUUGGUUAUAAUUGUGUUGAACAGGAAAUCUCUGGCUUUCCAUUAACGGGUAGUGUUGUUGAGGAUUAUAAUUGUUAUGCAUUUGAAGUGAUGGAUGGUUUGGAGGGCGGACAUCUGAGGUCUAAACUGUGGUUCCGGUGGUCUAUAUUGUUGUUCGGGAGGUCUGAAUGGUUGGUGUUCUGGUGGUAUGUAUUGCUGUUUCUCUUGAGGUCUUGCAGUCUGCGAGAGCUCGAACUGAUUGGGCGUUCGGGCCCUGAAGUGUGGGUUCACGUGAAUAGUGUUGAUGGGAUUGGGGUUCGGGUUGUUUUGUUGGCCAAACACAUUGGUGUUAAUGUGGGAACUGAGACCAAAGACAUGAUUCUCUCGGACUUAAACCUUCCUCUGCGGGCAUUAUCUCUGUCGUCGUCAUCGUCUUCGUCAUCAAUCGACUCGUUUGUCUCAAACUUAUAUACACUGACAUCAGCGGCGAUGGACUCGUCGUCUCGUAACAGCUCUUUCUCGGCGUCUUCAUCGAUGUCUGCGUCGAACUCGUCGUCUCCGGGGCUGUCCAGCAAUGAUGUGCACCAUUCGAGUACGUCGUGUAUGAAUGGGCCCAACACUACACCACUCUCUCAUAGACUCUAUGUUUUGAAUUGUUGUCGAAUUGACGGCAAUGAAGACGAGACCCGAGAGUAUAUGAUAUCGCGGGCCAAGAGUUGCCUAUUGAAUGGGGACUCGAGUUAUGCCAAGUCUUGGAUUAUGACAGCGAAUGCGUUGUUCCCACACAACGACAGCGUCAAGAUGGAAUCGUAUGAGAUGUCCAAAUGCGAGGCCAAUGUGGAGGAAGCGGUGAAAUACUUGUGUGACAUGUUUGACACGCAAGAGUGCGAACACGAGCUGAUCCAGGAGUUCAACAAAAUUAUCAUCUCUUGUCGUAACGAAUGGCAAACACAUCACUUGAAUGAACAACAAAUGCAUUCACUGUUUGGCAAUCAUUGGAUGAAUUUGAGUCAAAACUCGAUUCAGUUUUAUUCAAAACUCUUCGCUUCGCUGACCACUGAAUAUCAGUACAAACUCUUGAGACGAGUGGCCGACAGAACCGAUGAUAAACUCAGAUUUCCCGACAGUGUUGUGGAGAAUGGGAUCAAAUUGAUUGACAUAAUGGAUGACAACACUAUUGAAUCAGCAAAUAGUGAUUCUCAACACAAUAUGAAUCAAUACAUUAAGAAAAAACUAAACGAAUGGAAACUCUUUGAAAACAUUGAUUUUGUGAACGAAAGGCAAUUGGAAUUGAUUUACGACAAGAUAUCGAAGUUUAUCGACGAGUUUAGGUUCAGAGGAGACACGGAUUCGCCGAUGGAUUUAAGUUCGGCGACGACUGCGAUGAUCGGCGGCGACGAACAGACGAAUCAACAAAUACUUUACGCAACACUUCUUCUCUUUCUUCAAUGUUUGCAUAAAUAUUUGAAAUUGAGUUCAGAUAUUGUAUUAAUAGAGCAGUCGAACCAUUCAUACAGUGAGGCAAAGAUCGCUCUCUCAUUGAAUAAGAAGCGAAAACUGGCCGAACCCGACCUCUUGACCGCUAACAAGCAAUUGAUACAAAUCUUUGUGGUCGCCUCUAAAGCACUGAAACUACUUCAUGAAAAUCUCACCAUAAGUUCGGAAUUCAAUAAAAUAUCGGAAAUAAUUGGAUUGAAUUCGUGUCAGUCUUAUCAUUCAUUUGUGAUCGACUCAAACAUAUAUAGAGCCGAAUAUAACGAAGUUUUGACGCAAAUUGUCAAUAGAAAGACCGCUAAUAUUAAAAUUUCACUUAUGCUUCACGACUAUAACUCCACUCUUAAACAUUGUCUCGACUCAAUCGAAUUGCUUCCGCAACUCAAGAACAACCCCUCCAACGAUACCAAAAGCAAAGACAACGCCAUCACAAACAGCUCAACCCAUGAGACGAGUGCCAGCGCUCGACAGCUCUAUUUCCUACCGCUUACUGUCGACGACAUUUUGAAUUAUAUAAUUGAAGUGAUAAUACUUUGCCUCAAAGAUCGAGUGCUAUUAUCGUUAAAGCCGAGUGAUUUGGGAAUCGGUCACCUACUGGUGCUCUCCCAAUAUAAGUGGCCAAAGAAUGUGGAACUGUUCCUCAUAUGCAUGUCAUCGAUACGCAAUUGUGGCAAAGCUCACGGCUCAUCGCAAUCGCACCAAAAGUUCACUUAUCACUACUUUUUCAACUAUGUAUUCAUUCCUGACAUCAUUGAAGACGUGAUGAGUAUUAUUGAUAAGAGAGAGAUCGCACUCGAACUCAAGCCCUCCUCGGCAUUGGGCGCACAGCUCAAGACCAGCAGUAAAGUGAUCACCACUAGAGGUGUCAACAAAGGCUUUAUAGAGGAGAAUAAGAGCGCUUUAAUACAACAAAUGAAAGACAGCACUUCUCAAUGUCGUCUCCAUUGCGUCCAAGAAAUUAGGGGAACCAUUGAGUUGAGUGGAAAGCGAACUUCGCCGAACAAUGAAAUGGGUUUCAAUUUGUCGACGAUAUGGCUGUCGAUAUCCAUGUCAUCAUUCUUUUGCUUGUCUUCGACGGCAAACUUAGGUUCGAGUCCCGCAACUGUCGGCAAAAAGAAGGGCGCGUUUUCCGGCUUAUGGACCACUUCUUUGGAAACUAACUUUAAUUAUAUCUAA
Medioppia subpectinata is the source of this 3663-nucleotide messenger RNA. NCBI's taxonomy places the organism in Eukaryota, Metazoa, Arthropoda, Arachnida, Sarcoptiformes, Oppiidae. The record is from the annotation of a GenBank genome assembly.